Messenger RNA from Solanum pennellii, 1355 nucleotides. Its product is annotated as protein SLOW GREEN 1, chloroplastic. NCBI's taxonomy places the organism in Eukaryota, Viridiplantae, Streptophyta, Magnoliopsida, Solanales, Solanaceae. Gene Ontology annotation, molecular function: protein binding. The record is from RefSeq and is a predicted model, not a curated record.
ACUCCAUUAACUUGUUGAGCCCAAAAAUAUACCUCUUUGUAGCCUCUCUGUUCCCAAAUUUUGCCAUGUCUCUGCAAUUUCCUCCAUUAUCAUCAGGGUUUAAGAGCUUCACCAUCACCAUGAACACCUUAAACCUUCUUCCUCUUUCUGCAAAAUCAAACAAUUUUCAGUACCAAUUCAUUCCUUCAGUGUUAACUCAGAAACCCCUCAAUACUCUUUCCAUCAAAUCCCCAUUUCCAUUAUCCAUUAAACUCUCUAAAACGUCUAACUCUGAGCCCCUCAAAUCUUUAAUUCCACUCUCUUUUCUCAAACCCACAUUGAUUUCCACCAUUACUGCCACUGCCCUUUUCUUUACAGGGUUUUAUUUCAACCCUAAGCAAGCUAUAUGUUGUCCUGUUUCGCCGGUGCCAAUCGUGGAUACGAAUGUGAAAGAAGAAGUAUUAGAACAGGAGGAAACUGAAAAUGUUGAAAUAUUGAGAAAUUUGUUGGAAAAUCGUGUUAAGAAUAGAGAAUUAGACGAUGCUCUCAGCAUUAUAAACAAGUUGAUUGAGCUGGAGCCUGAUGAGAUCGAAUGGCAUUUCUUGAAAUCUCACUUGUAUGUUCAUAAUGGGGAGAUUCAAUUAGCUAAAUUGGGUUUUAGAGAUGUUAUAUUGAAGGAUCCUUAUUACGUAGAGGCGUAUCGCGGGCUGGUUGUGGCAGCAUCGGAAGAUGAGUCCGUGGAGGAAAUGAAGAAAAUUGAGAAACAGGUUGAGGAUGGGAUUAACAUGUGUAAGAAGGAGGAUAAAGAGAGUGAGUUGAGGGAUUUGAAGCUUAUUCUUGCACAAAUAUGGGUUAUUGGAGGUAAAUAUGAUGAAGCAUUGAAGGUUUAUCAAGAGUUAGUAGAUGAAGAGCCAGGGGAUUUUAGGCCUUACUUGUGUCAAGGCAUGAUAUAUACAGCAUUGAAGAAGAACGACGAGGCUGAGAAGUAUUUCGACAAGUAUCGAGGACUGAUACCUCAAGAUCAUACUAAUGCUAGAUUCGUUUAUGAUGGCGACUUGAUUGCAACAAAGGUUUUUUUUUUACAUGAGACGGAGGAUGUGAUCAUCGGUUUUCCAUGGAAGCUGAGAGUCUAUGAUUGAGGUAAGUCGAGUUGCUUUGUAUUACUGUAGAUUGAUUGUAUCGUGCUUAUUUGAUGCUUUUAGGUAUAUUUUUCGCUCGGGGUUGAGAAUGUAGAGGCUUUUACAUAGAAUUGUAGCACUUAGGUUUAAAUUCGGAUGCCAAGAUGAGUUUUUUAUGUAACUUUGAUGGAGCUCGAAGCUAUUUAACUUCAGAUCAGAUGGUAUUUUGAAUGACAUCCCUCUUUUCCUUUCCCAGCA